Molecule: messenger RNA, 723 nt
Organism: Ectocarpus siliculosus
Lineage: Eukaryota; Phaeophyceae; Ectocarpales; Ectocarpaceae
Source: the annotation of a GenBank genome assembly
AUGGAGGCCGAGGGCGAGGUUUGGGAGCCCCUUUCCACCCCGGACUUUUGGGUGCUCGGGUUCGUGGCCACCUUCCAGGCGGUGGCUCUCUUGGUCUGCGCGCACCUGCUGCGGUGGCGGAAGUGGCCUCCCUACGUCACCAAGAACGUCGACGUUGUCAUCAUCUCGACAUUCUCGGGGGUGUUGUGGAAUGUCUCCAUGAUUAUUUCAAGCGGCUACAUCAGGCGGGAAGCAGGGGACAUCCUGGCAGCCUGCGACUUUGAGAGAUUUCUCUCGUGGUCAACGCUGUGCGUCCACACGGUGUCGUUCUUCAUCCGGGUGUACCGGACGUGGAGGAUCCUCAUCAAGCACGACGACAAGAUGUGGCACACAGGGCAUCAAAUCCUGUUCAUGUCAAGCCUGAGCCUCAUCCCCGUCGUGGCGACGUGGGCCGUUCCCCACACUGGUUACUUCGACGAGGCGGCCAACACGUGCUCCACGACGACUUUCUCGGCCAUUGUCGUGCUUGGGAUGGACGCGCUGGGAUUCCUCGCCAUCUGCUACCUUUGGUUCGUGUGCGCCCGCCAGCUCAAGUGGGUCCGGAAGCAGUUCAACGAGUACGAGACGAUGAAGCGCACGCUGCUGUACAUGACCGUCACCCUGGCGAGCUACGGCGUGAUCGUUGUGUACCUGCUGGCGGAUGACUUGGUCCUGGGGCGGCGAGUGUCCAUCUUCUGUGAGUAG